Messenger RNA from Amoebophrya sp. A120, 636 nucleotides. The record is from the annotation of a GenBank genome assembly. NCBI's taxonomy places the organism in Eukaryota, Dinophyceae, Syndiniales, Amoebophryaceae.
GAUCAGCGCCAGCUUUCACGACUUCGAACGCCAGACGCACCUGCAGGACGGCGCAACAGAAAUAAAAUCUUCGCAGUUUCUGCAAGAACAACUACAGAUGACAAGAAGCAAAACGACACGACACACCGAAUCUACAUCGAGCUUCGAAAUUGAGUACGAAAGCAUCGGGAACGGGUGGUGCGCGCAUUCCGUCUACGCACCAACGGGUUUCGAACACGAGCAAUAUUACCACCGCACGGAUUCUGCCACCUUUGGCAGGGAUAUCUGCGACGCGAACGCAAACUGUCCCGCGUACCAAACCUCCACGGACGUAUGGAUCUGUCAGGAUCGAAAUCGACAAAGUUGAAAUAAUUUGCCAUGCAUAAUGAAAAUGGAUGCCAGGGGUAACCUAGUUUCCAAGUGGCGCAUGACAAAUUCGGGCAGAGCCGAAAUCCAGUUUGUCAUGCUGUUUGGGUAAGGAAGACGGCUUUUGUCAUGCUACUUUAGCACCUCAGUUUCUACCCUUCAACAGGCUUACAGUCUGCCUGACUUGCCUACUCUGCAAGACAGGCACUCAUCUGUGGGCUGCAUUUUAUGCAUGGCAAAUCAUUUCAUCUUUGUCGAUUUCGAUCCUGACACAUCCAUAGAGCGGCAAGG